This is a messenger RNA of Auanema sp. JU1783, 726 nucleotides long. The record is from the annotation of a GenBank genome assembly. NCBI's taxonomy places the organism in Eukaryota, Metazoa, Nematoda, Chromadorea, Rhabditida, Rhabditidae.
AUGCUGGUUCAGCUGAAAAGCCAAGUGGAUAAAAUUGUAUUCCGGAGACCUAGUCAGUUUAUAAUGUCAACUGCUAAGUUGAUGGAGAAUGGAGAUUUCCGAGUAGUGCCUGUCGUAGACGAUGUACUGGGUGAAAAACUCGUAAGAAAGACAGCCAAUGGUAAACUGGUGUAUCGUAGGUACUCUGGGACUGAAGGAGGCAAGGAUAUAACUGACAGAAGCACCUUGCAGAAAAUGAAUGAAGUUUACAACCUCCUGAUAAGUAUUGAAGAUAUUGUGGAGAAGUCAGGACAGAAUUUUCCAUUCUUGAUGAGCAGUGGCGCGAGCUCUUCGUUCCCUUCGGAUUCUUCAAGGAAUCUCUCAUCGCAAGGAUUCUCCACAGUACCGUUUUCAGUACAGUCUUCUGUUAAACAGUCCAUUGCGUCUGCUCCAUCCGUUAUGGAAUCUCGAGCAUUGAGGGAAAUUCCUCGACUCCAAGAAAACGCUGAUCCUUUUUAUGUGAAAGAUAUUGGAAGAGGUUGUGUCUCCAUCCGCCACAUUCUCGAUGGCAGGUUUUUACGGAUGUCUACUGGAGUUCCGAAUGUUCUAAUAUUCAGAACCAAUGAAAACGAUGCGAAAAGUGAAAUUAGAUUCGACGUUCGUGAUAUAAAUAUUCCUACCGAAGCCAAAGAUUUAGUUGAUAAAGUGAAACAAGUGAUCAAAGAACGAAGACGGAAAGCUUUCUAA